Messenger RNA from Momordica charantia (bitter melon), 1660 nucleotides. RefSeq names its product trichome birefringence-like protein (DUF828) (gene TBL12). The record is from RefSeq and is a predicted model, not a curated record. Gene Ontology annotation, molecular function: O-acetyltransferase activity. Gene Ontology annotation, cellular component: Golgi apparatus. Lineage: Eukaryota; Viridiplantae; Streptophyta; Magnoliopsida; Cucurbitales; Cucurbitaceae.
UACAGCUCUCCACUGCUGAUUUCCCAAAUUCAUAACUUGCCGCAAGGAACCAGUGAUUCAGUUUUCUCUUCAAUCCGCCGCCAUAGAUGAAGCUCUGCAAUGCAUCGUAAGCUCAUCCGCCUCCUCUUCCCAUGGCUAAUCCUCCUUGCCCUCUUCAUCCUCUUUUUCUACUCCGCAACUGUGUCUUUCCACGCCCCCAUUUCGCCAUCUCCACAGAGAAAAAAGAUUUCUGCGCCAGCCACUUGCAAUCUCUUCAGGGGCCGCUGGAAUCGGGACCCCAAUCGCAGACCCAUAUACGAUGAGACAUGCCCAUUUCAUAGAAACGCCUGGAAUUGCUUGAGGAACCAGAGAGACAAUAUGGGUACCAUCAAUUCGUGGAAAUGGGUGCCCCGGAACUGCGAUUUGCCGCAGAUUGAUCCGUUCCGGUUUCUGGAUCUGAUGAGAAACAGGAAUUUUGGGUUUGUUGGUGAUUCCUUGAAUGAGAAUUUCUUGACUUCCUUUUUGUGUAGUCUUAGAGCGGCUGAUUUGGGUGCCAAGAAGUGGAAGAGGAAAGGGGCUUGGAAGGGUGCUUAUUUUCCAAAGUUCAAUGUCACAGUCGCCUACCACCGUGCGGUGUUGCUCGCCAAAUACAAGUGGCAGCCGAAGUAUUCAUCAUCAGACAAUCAAAGUCAAUUGGAAGGAGUGCACCGUGUGGAUGUUGAUAUUCCUGCAGAUGAUUGGGCUAACAUCGCCAACUUCUACGAUGUUCUUGUAUUUAACACUGGCCAUUGGUGGGGUUAUGAUAAAUUUCCAAAAGAGACACCUCUAGUCUUUUAUCGUGCUGGUCGACCGAUACUUCCAGCUCUGGAGAUGAUGGAUGGACUUCAACUUGUUCUUAAACUUAUGGCCUCCUACAUACAAAAUGAAAUUCCUGGCAAGACCCUUAAGUUCUGGCGUCUACAAUCUCCUAGACAUUUUUAUGGUGGUGAAUGGAAUCAAAACGGCAGCUGCUUGUUCAAUGAACCUCUUGAAGAAUCCCAGCUAGACAUUUGGUUUGAUCCAAGCAACAACGGGGUGAAUAGAGAAGCCAGAACAGUAAAUCGUCUCAUCGAUGAGGCGAUACGUGGCACAGAUAUUGAGGUUCUUGAUCUGACUCACUUGAGUGAGUUCAGAGCAGAUGCCCAUCCAGCAGUUUGGUUGGGAAGAAAAGAUGCAGUUGCAGUUUGGGGCCAGGACUGCAUGCACUGGUGCUUACCAGGAGUACCAGAUACAUGGGUCGAUAUUUUGUCCGAACUCAUCAGUUAUCACUUGAAGACAGGUAAAUGACGAUUCAUUUUCAAGUUCAAGAUGUUCAUAGGUUCCCCACGACGACCCUCGGCAUCAUAUUCUCUUCCAGAUCUCGAAAAACGACGACAGGGAUGCAGAGCUAGUCCAGCAAUGGUUCAGUUUGAUGAGAGCCAUUUUGAUGGAAAAGUAAUCUGAUCGUGAUGUGUUCCAACAAAGUACAAUGAAAAGAUGAGCUUCUUUUCUUCCAUUUUUUUGCCUCUUACAAAAUGAUUCUUACCAGAUUACAGGUAAUAUUGGCGUUGUAAUAUCUUUCUUAAUUGUUACAAAUCAACAGUUAUACGCCCUUAUCACAUAGUUCACCAUUUUGUGGAUAUCUAUUCAGAAUUUUUAACAA